Messenger RNA from Anopheles marshallii, 2793 nucleotides. It is a transcript of the gene LKRSDH, whose product is annotated as alpha-aminoadipic semialdehyde synthase, mitochondrial. The transcript is spliced from 6 exons. The record is from RefSeq and is a predicted model, not a curated record. The coding region runs from base 1 to 2793 and encodes 930 amino acids. Gene Ontology annotation, cellular component: cytoplasm. Gene Ontology annotation, molecular function: saccharopine dehydrogenase activity. Lineage: Eukaryota; Metazoa; Arthropoda; Insecta; Diptera; Culicidae.
AUGUUUCGUAUUUUAAAAUGUAGUGAACACUUAUCAGUGCGACAGUUUACUCGUGGCAAACAUACUGGAAAAGUGAUCGCUAUUCGCCGAGAAGAUCAAUCCGUAUGGGAACGGCGAGCUUCCUUCCCACCAGCGGUGGUGAAAAAACUCAUCAAGCAGGGCGUCAAGGUGAUAGUACAACCGUCCAACAGGCGAGCCUACCCGAUGCAGGCAUAUCUCAAUGCAGGUGCCACCGUUCAGGAGGACAUCAGCGAAGCAUCCGUCAUCUUCGGUGUGAAGCAAGUGCCCGUUGAUGCGCUGAUCCCGCAGAAAACGUACUGCUUCUUCUCCCACACGAUUAAAGCACAAGAAUCGAACAUGCCCCUGCUGGAUGCAUGUCUGGAGAAAAACAUUCGGCUAAUCGACUACGAGAAGCUGAUGGAUCGCAACGGCUUACGCUUGGUGGCGUUCGGAAAAUACGCCGGUGUUGCCGGCAUGAUAAACAUUUUGCACGGGCUUGGCUUGAGAUUACUGGCACUGGGACAUCAUACGCCUUUUAUGCAUGUUGGUCCAGCUCAUAACUAUCGAAACUCGUCAAUGGCACGACAAGCCGUACGGGACUGUGGGUACGAAAUUUCGCUUGGUAUGAUGCCCAAGUCGAUCGGGCCUAUUACGUUCAUCUUCACCGGCUCCGGCAAUGUUUCGCAGGGAGCACAAGAGGUGUUCCAGGAGUUGCCAGUAGAGUUCGUACCACCGGAGAUGCUUCGCAAGGUGGCCGAGCACGGUUCGACUAACAAGCUGUACGGAUGCGAGGUGAGCCGUUCCGAUCAUCUCGAGCGACGCGAGGGCGGUAAAUUUGAUCCCGUCGAGUAUGAUCAGUACCCGGAACGGUACACAUCCACCUUCAGCAAUAACAUUGCACCGUACGCGUCCGUGAUUGUGAAUGGAAUUUACUGGGCGGUCGGUGCACCGAAACUAAUCACGAUUCCCGAUGCGAAAAAUCUUCUCCGACCAGCAAAUACACCCUGGCUGCCCACGAGCCGUGGUUCUCCAGCGCUUCCACAUCGAAUGCUGGCGAUCUGCGAUAUAUCGGCCGAUCCGGGCGGUUCGAUCGAGUUCAUGAACGAAUGCACUACGAUCGAUACGCCCUUCUGCCUGUACGAUGCCGAUCGUAACAAGGAUCAGAAGAGCUUCAAGGGCCCGGGAGUGCUUGUUUGCUCGAUCGACAAUAUGCCGACGCAGCUACCCCGGGAAUCAACGGACUUUUUUGGCGAUCUGCUUUACCCCUACGCACUGGACAUACUGCAGAGCGAUGCGUCGAAGCCACUCGCCGAACACAGCUUCUGCCAACCGGUGGAGGGAGCCAUUAUUUGCAGUAACGGAAGUCUUACGCCAGGCUACGAGUACAUUAACGAGCUUCGGGAGUUGAACAGCCGAUCGCGGCAUAAGACGGAAGGAUGUUACGAGGGCAAGAAGCGGGUGUUGGUGCUGGGAGCUGGAUUCGUGUCGGCUCCGCUGGUGGAGUACCUUCACCGUGAGUCGAACGUUAGUAUUAAGGUAGCGUCUCAGUACAAGGAAGAAGCGGAUCGAUUGGCACACCGAUACCAAGGUGUCGAGUCGGUGUACGUUAACGUGCAGGAUGAAAGUGCCAACCUACAUAACCUGUGCGAGGAAAGCGAUGUCGUGGUGUCGCUGCUGCCAUACUCACUGCACAGCGUCAUCGCAAAGCACUGCAUCGCGGGCAAGACCCAUCUCGUGACGGCCAGCUAUGUGAACGAUGAUAUCAGUGCGCUGCACGGUGCCGCCCAGGAUGCCGGUGUGACGAUCAUGAACGAGGUCGGGCUUGAUCCCGGUAUCGAUCAUCUGCUGGCACUUGAGUGCAUUCAGGACGUGCAGGAGAACGGUGGCGUAGUUGAGUCCUUCGUCAGCUUCUGUGGCGGACUUCCCGCACCGGAACACUCGGACAAUCCGCUGCGGUACAAAUUCUCCUGGUCACCGCGCGGUGUGCUGCUCAACACGGUGUCUGCUGCAAAGUACCUGAGCAAGGGUCAAGUCGUUGAGAUAUCCGGUGGUGGCGAGCUGAUGUCGGCACCGCGAGAACUCGAAUUCCUGCCAGGAUUUGCACUCGAGGGUUUCCCGAACCGUGAUUCUACCAAGUACCAGUCGCUGUAUGGAUUAACCAACAUCAACACACUGCUGCGGGGAACGAUCCGUUACAAGGGUUUCUCGGACACGAUUAAACCGAUGCAGCUGCUCGGACUGAUCGAUCCCAAUCCACAUCCGUUGCUGCAUCCUCACGGACCGGAGCUGACCUGGAGGCAGCUGAUAGUAAACAUGCUCGGACUGGCCGAUGCGGACAUUUUUAUCGAAAAUCUUAAGUAUAAGCUAGCGGAGCGCGUGGGUACAAUUGAAGGAUUGGAAGAGUUGGGACUGCUGGAAAACGCUCCCGUAGUGAAGAUGGGCUCUCCGUUGGAUACACUCAGCUAUUACCUAUCGAAGAAACUAGCCUUUGCUGACACCGAGCGUGAUCUAGUCGUGCUGCGCCAUGAAGUCGGAAUUCGUUGGAGUGAUGGACGACGUGAGGAACGGGGCAUAAACUUCGUCGUGUACGGUCAGCCUGGCUCGGAGGGAGGCCACUCAGCGAUGGCCAAAACAGUCGGAUUUCCGGCAGCGAUUGCAGCAAAAAUGAUUAUCGAUGGUGAAAUCCAGCAGCGUGGAGUGGUUUUGCCAUUCUCGGCCGAUAUCUACCGGCCCAUGCUGGCCCGUCUGGAGCAGGAAGGACUAACGGCGACAACGACUACGAAGGUUUUAUGA